Molecule: messenger RNA, 761 nt
Organism: Tilletiopsis washingtonensis
Lineage: Eukaryota; Fungi; Basidiomycota; Exobasidiomycetes; Entylomatales
Exons: 1
Coding region: 170-727 (185 amino acids)
Source: RefSeq, a predicted model, not a curated record
UCUUAUGGGGCAACUGGCAGACCUAGACCGCGGACGACCGUUGCAAGCUGCAGUCCGGGACGAGGCGCCGAUGCCGCAUCGCUAGCCCAGCGGCUGGCAGCGGCGGAGUGACACCACCUCAGCCGCUCAGGCGAAAGCUUUGCUCUCGUGCGGUGCGGAGAAGCGCAGGAUGGCUCCCGCCGGCUGGCGCUGGCGAGGGCCCGGGCGCGGGCAAAGCGAGCUUGCGAGCCCGAGUGCUGUCAACCCUGGCUCUGUCCUCGGCGCCAGGCCCUGUCCUACCUGCUGCUGCAGCGCACCAGGGACUGGAUGGCUGGCCCAGCAAGAGUCGGCGCACCUCUCGAGCGAUGUCGGCUACCGCGGAGCCGAGCUGCCGAGCAUGGCCCGUGGGGAGUGCGAAGGAGGCGCCGUCUCGUGGUGCCUCGCGUGCGCUUUGCAGCGCUGCUGUCGCAUCGCGCAUGGCUCCGCACUCCGGUUUAGCGGCGCAUACUGCCUGCUGCCGGCUGGGUCGCCGGCGGCUCGCCUGAGAGCAGCGAGGUGCCUGCUGCGGUCGUCAUGCUGCGGCCAUCAUGCGCCCUCAGGCGGAGUAAGGGCAGAGCCAAGCUUGCGAGGACAAACCUCUCGUGCUCGUGCUCGCCUCGCCGUUGCGCUGCGCUGCGGGGUCGGGUGCGGCGGCUGGUGCUGGGGAGCCGCGCUCGGCCAUGGGCAUGCAGCCUCGGGCAAGCUGUGAGGGCCCGCAAGGAACAGACGCCAGCCAGCCGCUG